Galdieria sulphuraria is the source of this 1289-nucleotide messenger RNA. RefSeq names its product [pt] magnesium-protoporphyrin IX monomethyl ester (oxidative) cyclase. The transcript is spliced from 2 exons. Bases 22 to 609 code for a protein of 195 amino acids. Gene Ontology annotation, biological process: photosynthesis; chlorophyll biosynthetic process. Lineage: Eukaryota; Rhodophyta; Bangiophyceae; Galdieriales; Galdieriaceae. Gene Ontology annotation, molecular function: metal ion binding; magnesium-protoporphyrin IX monomethyl ester (oxidative) cyclase activity. The record is from RefSeq and is a predicted model, not a curated record.
AAUAAUUACUAGGCAAACAAUAUGACAAAUGCAUUAGAGAAUAUUGACACAAAAAUAAAAACACCAGCAAAGGAAUCUUUAUUAACACCUAGAUUUUACACAACAAAUUUUGAAGAGAUUGCUUUAAUGGAUAUAUCAAAGUCUUUACCUGAAUUAAAAGCUAUUUUAAAGGAAUUUCGUAAUGAUUAUAAUCGUAAUCAUUUUGUACGAGAUAAAGAAUUUGAUAAAAAUUGGAAUAAUUUAGAUGAAAAAACAAAAAAUUUAUUUAUAGAAUUUUUAGAAAGAUCAUGUACAGCAGAGUUUUCAGGUUUUUUAUUAUAUAAGGAACUUUCAAGACGCUUAAAAAAUACUAAUUCAAUAUUAGCCAAUUGUUUUGAGAUGAUGUCAAGAGAUGAAGCUCGUCAUGCUGGCUUCCUAAACAAAGCAAUGGCAGAUUUCAAUCUAUCUCUUGACUUAGGAUUUUUAACUAAAAGCAGAAAAUACACCUUUUUUAGUCCCAAGUUUAUAUUUUAUGCUACAUUUUUAUCAGAAAAAAUAGUUGGUGCCAAGAUGAAAAUCGGCAUGGUGAUUUUUUUGCUAUUUUAUUAUAUUCACAACCAAAGAUGUUAAAAACAUUCCAGUCUAAAUUAUGGUGUAAGUUUUUUUUAUUAAGCGUGUUUUUAACGAUGUAUUUAAAUGAUCUCCAAAGAAGUGAUUUUUACAGGUCAUUAGGGAUUGAUGCACGCCAAUUUGAUAUACAGGUUAUUAGAAAAACAAAUGAAAGUGCUGCUAGAGUUUUUCCGGUCUCAUUGGACCUUAAUAAUGGCAAGUUCUUUAAAUACUUUGAUAAUUGCGCUCGUUACAAUAGAAAAAUAAUGGAAAUUGAAAAAAAAUCUAAUAACAAAAUAUAUAAAAAUAUACAGAAAAUCCCAUUUAUAAUAUUAUUAUUGAUUGAUUUUAUUAAACUGUUUUUUUUAAAAUCAAUUGAUACUAACUUCACUUUAAAUGUGAUUAAGUCAAUUUAAUAAAACUAUAAGCAUAUAAACAAUAAUAAUCAAAAUGAAAAAAAAACUUAAAACUUUACGUUCAGCUUUGAAGAGAUUUACUAUAACAGGCAACAAAAAAAUAUUGCAUUAUAAAGUUGGAAAAAAUCAUCUAUUAAGUAAAAAGAAUAAAAAAAGAAAAAGACAUUUAUCUGCUAAAGUAAUAAUUAAUGAAUAUAUUAAUAAAACACAAAUUAAUAAAUUAUUGCCAUAUAUUUAAUAUUUAUUAUUAAAUAAAUGCAUAUUAAUAAAUAUAAAAAUAGGGAU